ACUAUUUAAUGUGUGGGCGCCAGGUUUAGACCGCACCAUUAUACUAAAAGUAUUUGCAUUGAACAGUUCGGCUUAGAUGAACAGAAUCGAAGGUUGGCAUUGAUUGGAAGAGGUGGAAGACGAAGGCCGGUGGCAAUGGCAUCUUCUGCCAAUGGACUAGAACUUCAAGAAAUGGCUGAGGAAUCUGGUCAGAAACCCAAACAACCUGAAACAAUAAAAACACAAAUUCAAGCGCCUGUGGCAUCGACAUCUUUUGAUAUAUCACUAUCUUCUGAGAGGAAUUUAGAAUCAUUGGCUGAAGAAGACAGUCAUAGAGACGAAGAAUCCCAACCUGAAAAAAUAGAAACACAAAUUCAACCGACUUCGGCAUCGAUAUUUUUUGAUGAUGUAUCACUAUCUUCUGAGAGGAAUUUAGAAUCAUUGGCUGAAGAAGACAGUCAUAGAGACGAAGAAUCCCAACCUCAAGCAUCAGAAAGACUAAUUCAACGGUAUUUUAAACCGACAUUUGUUUCGGAUAUACUCUCAAACAAACCUGCCGUAGACGGUUUUACCAACAAAAGUAAAAAAUCUGAUAAGAAAUGGAUAGAGGAAAACAUUAAACUAAGAAAUUCUAAAGAUGAGGAGCCAUCAAAACCCUGUAAUGCAUUUGGUGAAAUACAUUUUUGGGGAUAUUAUCAGGAAAAUGCAACGUUUGUUCGUGUGGAUCACCAAACCCCUAUGGAGAUUAUGAUGUGUUUGGUAAGAUCUACAUGGAAUAUUCGUUUACCAAGUUUGCUUAUUUCUGUGAUUGGGGGAAGAAAAGAGAUUCAGUUGAACCCACAUACUGAAGCUGUUGGGCGUGGUUUAUACAAAGCAGCAAGAACCAUAGAUGCUUGGAUCAUAACUGAAGGCUUACAUACUGGAGUUGCGAAAUAUAUUGGGGAAGUUAUGCAUAAUAAGGAAAAUAAAGUGGCUGCCAUGAAUGAAGUGACAACUCUUGGUAUUGCACCAUGGAACUGUGUACUGGAGAAAAAAUCCCUAGUGAAUAAGGAGGGAUCGUGGCCUGCAGACUAUUCCAUACAAACUAAUUCUAAAGAAGAAAAGUAUGCAUUGGAUCCUAAUCAUUCACAUUUUAUCCUUGUUGAUGAUGGUACCAAAGACAAUUUUGGAGAAAUAAUUGAAUUCAGAAAAAAGUUAGAACAUACUAUUUCACAAGAGAAAAUCCCAGAGCAAGAAAAUGUCAAGAUUCCAGCUGUUGUAGUACUGGUCGGAGGUGGACUUGAAACUAUGAAAUCAGUCUUGGAUUCAAUAUCACACAACAUCCCGGUUAUAACAGUAAAGGGAUGUGGUCCAGCAGCAGACUUUAUGGCAUUUGCUAACCAAACAGAAUUUGAAAAUGUAGACGAAGAUGAUGGGAAACUGAAAGCUGAUAUCAGAGAGAAAAUUAUUAAAGAAUAUGAAAACGAAUUGGAAGGAAAUGUGAUAGAUAACAUGAUUGACUAUGUGUUGGAGUUCCUAAAACGACCAAACUUGAUAACUGUUUAUGAUACAGACUCAGUUGAAGACUUUGAUCUAGCAAUUUUCAAGGCUGUGUUCAAAGCGCAGAAAAACAACUUAGAAAAUUUGAGGCUCGCAUUUGUGUGGGACAGAAGUUAUAUCGUAAAACGUCUAAUAUUUGAAGAGACUCAGCAGAAAGAAGAUGAUAUGGACACUUCAGAAGAAGCGAGAUCUGUCUAUGAGAAAAGAAUUAAUUCAUGUGAUGAAUUUGGUAUGGUAAAGUUUGAAAAAGGUGACCAGAAAAUUGCAAAGAUUGAUUACAUGAAUCACCAAACCCCAAUGGAAGCAAUAAUUCACUUGUUAAUGCAUCGAUGGUUGAUAUCCUCAUUGCCAAGCUUACUUAUUUCUGUGAUUGGAGGAAGGGAAGACGUCCAGUUGAAUCCAUUUACUAAACAAGCUCUUGGGCGUGGCUUGGUUAAUGCAGCAAGAGACAAUGAUGUCUGGAUCAUAAGUGAAGGUUUACAUACUGGAGUUGCGAAAUGUGUUGGGGAAGCUAUAAAUGACUAUACAUCUAGCAGUAACUGUCAUACUAUUGGUAUUGCAGAACGGAUCUAUGUAAAAGACAAGAAAUUGAGAAGAUCGCAGUUUGUAGAGAAUUCUAGAAGGGAUGGUCCUAACACAGAGCUGUAUGACUUGGAUCCUAAUCAUUCACAUUUUAUCCUUGUUGAUAAUGGUACUCCAUAUGAGUUCAGAAGAAUGUUUGAAGAUACUAUCGCAGAAAUGAAUAUUCCAGAGACAAAAGUCAAGAUUCCAGCUGUUGCAGUAAUGGUUGGAGGUGGACCUGGAACUCUGAAGUCAGUGUAUGAUUCAGUAUCACGCAACAUCCUAGUUGUAGUAGUAAAGGAUUCUGGUCGAGCAGCAGAUAUUAUGGCAGAUGCUUACCAAACAAAACUCGAAAAUUCAAAUGAAAAAGAUGAAGACAUAAAUGACAGGAAUCUGAAAACUGAUAUCAGAGAGAAAAUUAUUAAAGAAUUUGAAAAGGAAUUGAAAGGAAAAGGGAUAGAUAACUUGGUUGACUAUGUGUUGAUGUCCCUAAAACAACCAAACUUGCUGACUAUUUAUGAUAAAGAUUCAGAGAAAGAAUUUGAUCUAACAAUGUUCAAAGCUGUAUUCGAAGCAAAGAACAACAUAGAAAAUAUGAGGCUCGGAUUGGAAUGGAACAAACCUGAUGUUCUAAAACGUCUAAUAUUUAAAGGAGAAGCUCACUGGGAAGAUGUAAAGAAAUGGAUUCAGGAAAACAUAAAAUUGAGAAACCUUAGAGACGAAGAGGCAUCAAAUCCCUGUGAUGCAUUUGGUGAGGUAAAGUUUGUAGAACAUGAUCAGAAAAUUGCAAAGUUUGUUCGUGUGGAUCACCAAACCCCCAUGGAUAUUAUAAUUAAUUUGAUAAUAUAUCAAUGGGAUUUCUCAUUGCCAAACUUACUUAUUUCUGUGAUUGGUGGAAGAGAAGACGUCCAGUUGAAUGAACCUACUAAAGAAGCUCUUGGGCAUAGUUUAGUUAAAGCUGCAAGAACAACAGAUGCCUGGAUCAUAAGUGAAGGUUUACAUAGGGGAGCUGUGAAAUAUAUUGGGGAAGCUAUAUCUGAUAAUGAAAAUAAAGUGGCUGACAUGAAAACAGUGAAAAUCAUUGGUAUUGCACCGUGGAACUGUGUACAAAACAAAGAAUCCCUUGUGAAUAAGGAGGGAUUGUGGCCUGCAAACUAUUCUAAUGGAGGAGAGUAUGCCUUGGAUCCUAAUCAUACACAUUUUAUCCUUGUUGAUGAUGGUACCAGCGACACUUCUGGGGUAGAACUUGAAUUCAAAAAACAGUUAGAAGAUACUAUUUUACAAAUCAGAUAUAGGCAAAAAACCACGAUUCCAGCUGUUGUAGUAAUGGUUGGACAGGAACUUGAAACUCUGAAGUCAGCCUAUGAUUCACUAUCUCGCAACAUCCCUGUUAUAAUAGUAAAGGGUUCUGGUAAAGCAGCAGACAUUAUGGCAGAUGCUUAUGAAGCACUACUCAAGAAAGAUGAAGAGGGCAAAGACAUAACUGAACGCUUUUUUCCUAGAUCAAUACUAAAGCAACUGAAAGCUGAUAUUGAAAAAAAAUGGGGAGCAAAUGAUGUACAUGACUUGGUUGAUUGUGUGUUUGAUUCCAUGAGACAUCUAGAUUUGAUAACUGUAUGUAAUAUACAAUCACCAGAAGACUUUGAUGUCGCAAUCAUGAAAGCUGUGUUCAAAGGAAGAAAAGAAUUGAAAGAAGUCACGCUUACAUCGAAGAGAAAAAGAAUUGACAGUCUACUAAAUAACGUAUUUUCAGACAGAACUCAGUGGCAAUGUGGAAGAAGAAAGAAGAAUAAUGAAUCACUUGAUAUAUUUUGGCGAAAAAUUGAUAUAAAGAAAUGGAUGCAGGAAAACAUAAAAUUGAGAAACGCUACAGAUAAAGAGCUAUCAAAACCCUGUGAUGCAUUUGGUGAGGUAAAGUUUCCAGAAGAUGGUUGGAAUAUUGCAAAGUUUGUCCGUGUGGAUCACCAAAUCUCUAUGGAAAUUACAAUUAAUUUGAUAAAACGCCUAUGGUAUUCAUCAUUGCCAAACUUACUUAUUUCUGUGAUUGGAGAAAGACAAGACUUUCAGUUGGAUCCAUUUGCUAGAGAAGCUCUUGGGCGUGGUUUGGUUAAAGCUGCACAAAUCACAGGUGCCUGGAUCAUAAGUGAUGGCUUACAUACUGGAGUUGCAAAACAUAUUGGGAAGGCUAUACAUGAUAAUGAAGCUGCAAUGACUGGCAAGAAGAAAGUGGUAACAAUAGGUAUUGCAUCAUGGAACUGUGUACAAAACAAGGAAUCCCUUGUGAAUGAAGAGGUAAAUUUCUGUUUAAGUUAUUUUCCUUAUUUUUAAACUUCUAAGUAUAUUCUUGUUCUAUAUUAAUAUUA
Messenger RNA from Octopus sinensis (East Asian common octopus), 4442 nucleotides. RefSeq lists its product as uncharacterized. Gene Ontology annotation, molecular function: monoatomic cation channel activity. NCBI's taxonomy places the organism in Eukaryota, Metazoa, Mollusca, Cephalopoda, Octopoda, Octopodidae. The transcript has 42 exons. The record is from RefSeq and is a predicted model, not a curated record. Bases 136 to 4407 code for a protein of 1423 amino acids. Gene Ontology annotation, biological process: monoatomic cation transmembrane transport.